ACAAACCCUUGCCGACUUUGUACAAAACCAAAAGUUCAAACUAAAUCCCCAAAACAAUGUCCACUGGCUACGAAGACGACGAUUCAUCACAAUCCGGUGAUGUUGAGAAUUCAAUUGGGCGGCGCAUUGGGCUACGUGAACGUCCGCGGAAGGCGCAAAUGAAGUCGCAGUUACGCUUACGGAAAAUGAUUGAUGAUUACGACAACUUCCUCGGAGAUUUCGAUCCGGAAAAGUCAACACGGGAACGAAGAAAACUAUCACGGAAAACCUCUGCUCCGCCGCCACCGCAGAAGUGUACAAUGUACGACGAACGAGGACGACUCCGGGACUACAAUUCCACGGAUAUUUGCGAUUGCAUGCAUGAGAAGUGUCCUGGUUGCUUCUUCGCCUGUGCUAAUUGCGGCAAUCCAAAAUGCGGACCAACUUGCCGGAUUAAUAGGCGACAUACUUAUGAGACUAUAGAGUUUGAUGGAAAGGAUAUUAUUAUUCGGAAUAAGUAUCAUAAUCGGAAUUGAACGUGACGAGGCGAGUUUGUGUUUGUAAACUUAUCUGUAAGCUCUCAAUGUAUGGAUGAUUUCUCCUAGAAAUAAAUUACUUCAAUUAA
Hermetia illucens (black soldier fly) is the source of this 604-nucleotide messenger RNA. RefSeq names its product ARL14 effector protein. The coding region runs from base 57 to 515 and encodes 152 amino acids. The transcript has a single exon. NCBI's taxonomy places the organism in Eukaryota, Metazoa, Arthropoda, Insecta, Diptera, Stratiomyidae. The record is from RefSeq and is a predicted model, not a curated record. Gene Ontology annotation, cellular component: intracellular membrane-bounded organelle.